AUUCGAUAUUUGGACCCUUCAGUCCGGUUGACGUCUUCAGGAUUCCUCACCUACAUCACAUGGUCCAAAAGGACUAUAUAUGCAGACUCAAUAGCCACCACUCAACCUCUAAAAUCCUCUUUUGCUUGACAACCCAUCCUCUGAAGCCGUAUCUCGCGAAUAAGCUCAACUCAUCAGCCUCAUUACCAUCCUAUUAUCCAUUUCGGGCGGAACAGUCUACGAUGGCUUCAAGAGUAUAUUGGACAACGACUGCCCCAUUCACAGUUAUAGUUGCGGGCGUCCCUACCCAAUUCGUUUAUCUCCGCUUUGGCAUCACCACAAUCGCAGUUGCAGAUCGAGUCAACCAAUGGAAGAACUACUGCCCUUUGCCCGUGGUGCUAGGUGGUUCCGUCCUCAGUCAGGCAAACAUCGGCGGCAACGAUGCUGAUAAUGCUAUCAGAAGGUAUGCCAUUGUACCGCCCCCCAUCUCCUCUUUAGAUUUCCUAACGAAAGUGUACCUACCUAGGCUACUCAUCAAUCCCGCUCUCGUCAAUCCGCCGAAUCCCGGGCUGGCUUGGACUUUGUCUCAACCCGCCACCCAGAUAGAUUGGUUUGUGGUUCCUGUGAUACAGCCGGGUGGUGCUACUGUGGGCAAUCUGGUACAAGCAUCAGUCAAUGCGACGAUUAAUGCCGGGGGUUUGAGCGCCGCAAACAUAGACGCUUUCGUUACUCACAUGUACAACAAUAUCAAUCACUGAAUGG
Lasiosphaeria miniovina is the source of this 741-nucleotide messenger RNA. RefSeq lists its product as uncharacterized. The record is from RefSeq and is a predicted model, not a curated record. Bases 60 to 737 code for a protein of 225 amino acids. The transcript has a single exon. NCBI's taxonomy places the organism in Eukaryota, Fungi, Ascomycota, Sordariomycetes, Sordariales, Lasiosphaeriaceae.